AUGCCAAAGUUAGUACCUGUUUAUAAUCAAGAAAAAUCAUUGAAAGAACAAGAUGAUAAAGAGUUAAUUAAGCAUAGGAAUUGGGAUUUUGCACAUUCAUUAGUAAAAUUAAAAAGCAUUGAUGACAAUAAUGAAGAUGUUUAUAAUAAACCUUACUUAAAGAAAAGCAAAAACCUAAUCAAAAAUGAAAAAGGAUUAUGGGUUACAAAAAAGAGGAAAUCAAUUGAGGAUGAAAUUGAAGAUAGAAAAAAAAGAAAAAAAGGAGAGUCAGUAAAGAGUAAAAAUAAACAUAAAGAUUAUAAUAAAAGUAAUAAAUCAAAUAGUUCUGCUUCUUCAAACGAUUCAAGCAGUUACUAUAAAAAAAAGAGAGAAAAUUCUCCGAGCUUGACAUUAAGUAGUUCUAGCAAAAGCUCUACUUCUUCAAGUUUAAGUUUAAAUUCUAAUUAUACCGAUUCAAGCUCAAGUAAUCAAUCAAGUAAAAGUAAAGAAAGAAUUUUAAAAAAUAAAAGGAAAAUAAAAAAGAAAAAUGCAAAAAGUUCUAAAGAUACAGAUAAAAUAUUUAAAGAUAGUGAAGGGAAAAAUAAAAAAAAAAGAGAUAAAUAUAAUAAAAUCAUUAAAAAUAGUUCUAAUGCAUAUAUAAAUAAUACGAAUGAUAAUUCAGAUAGGUCCGAGGAAAAUAUUAAUAAUAAUUUAGAAGAUAGAAUAAAAAAAAGUAAAAGCUGUUUGGAUAUCAAUGAUGAAAUAAAUGAAAAUAACAAGCAUGCUAAUAAAAUAAAUGAAAGCUAUAUAAAUAUGCAGAAUAAGGAUUUAAAAAAACAAAAAUAUAUUGGAAAUGAUAAAGAUGAAAACAUAUAUAGAAUUUCAGAGGAAAAAAAGAAUAAAAAAAAGUCUGAUAAUAAACAAAUAAUUGAAGAUAAAAUAAGUAAAACUAAUAAAAUUAAAAUAGAUGAUGACAAAAAAUUUAAAGAUAUAAGUGAUUAUGAAAAAGAGCACAUACUUAAUGAAGAAAAUGAAAAUUUUAAAAGGGAUACAAAUAUUAUAAGAAAGGAUGACAAAAUAACAAAGAAAGAAGAUGGAGAAGAAAAAAGAAAAAAAAUAGAAGGGAAAGAAAAAAUAAAACAAGACGAAAAAAAAAAAGAAAAAAAAAGGGAUGAACAAAAAGUAAAAGAAACAAUAGAAAAAGAAUAUGAAUAUGAAGAUGAAGAAGAAGAAGAAGAAGAAGACGAAGAAGACGAAGAAGAAAGAAGAAAAAAGGGACAUAAUAAAAAUAAGGAGAAAAAAAAAUAUGAUAGAGGAGAAAGUAAAUACAAACAUAGAAAUAAAUAUAAUGCAUACAAUAAAAAGGACAGUAGCAAAGAAAAAGAAAUGAAAUAUAAGCAUAAAAGUGAUAGAAGAGAUAAUCACAAAAAGGAUAGAAGAGAUAAAUAUAAAGGAGAUAGAAGAGAUAAAAAUAAAGAGAAAGGAAAAGAUAAAUCAGAUAUUUUUUACAACAAUAGGGGUUUAGAAUAUGAAGAUAAGGAUAACUAUAGUGACUAUUCUAGUUCAAAAGAUAGAAACAAUAAAAGGAUGAAAUAUAAAGAUACUAAACAUUUGGAGAAUAAAGAAAAAUUUUAUAGUUAUGAUAAAAGAAGAACACAUGAAAGAAAAACAGAAUUAAAAGAUGAUUGCCAUUAUGAAACUGUAGAGGAAAUUAAUGCUAAUAAUUCUUUAAAUUAUGAUAAUAAUUUAGAUAAAAAUGAUGAUAUUAAUAAUACAAAAAUAAUUGACGAAACUCAAUUAAAACAAGUUGAAAUGAUAGAUAGCGAUGAAAAUGAAGUAGAAAAUUCAUUAAAUGCAGAUGAAAUAAAUAAAAAGUUUCAGGAAAAAUUAGAAGAAGAAAAAAUGAUGCAAUCUUUAGGUUUGCCUCUUGGAUUUGUUUAA
Messenger RNA from Plasmodium relictum, 1920 nucleotides. Its product is annotated as conserved Plasmodium protein, unknown function. The transcript has 2 exons. Bases 1 to 1920 code for a protein of 639 amino acids. The record is from RefSeq and is a predicted model, not a curated record. Lineage: Eukaryota; Apicomplexa; Aconoidasida; Haemosporida; Plasmodiidae.